UCCAGACCUGGCCAGCCUGCCAGCCUGACUAACCAGCUCCUCCAGGCCCCAGGCGUUGGGGGUGGGGUGCAGCACGAAGCAGCCAGACCAGCCCCUGAGCCUCUGGGGUGAGGCUGGCCAAGACAUGGGGCUUCCUCUGAGGCAUCCUCGCCUGCAGCUGCUGCUGCUCCUGGUGCUGGGCUGGCUCCAGCCCGACGAGAGCCUGGCCACAGAGCUGAUCCCCUACACGCCACAGAUAACAGCCUGGGAUCUGCAAGGGAAGGUCACCGCCACCACGUUCUCUCUGGAGCAGCCACGCUGUGUCCUUGACGAGUAUGUGGAAGCCACAGACACCAUCUGGCUUGUGGUGGCCUUCAGCAAUGCCUCCAGGGCCUUUCAGAACCCGAAGACGCAGGCCGAGAUCCCAGCAUCCCCACAGCUGCUGACCGAUGGCCACUAUAUGACGCUGCCCCUGUCCCUAGGCCAGCUGCCCUGUGAGGACCCUGUGGGUGGUAGCGGAAGUGUCCCCCUGCUGCGGGUUGGCAAUGAUGCUGGCUGUCACCAGCAACCCUACUGCAACGCCCCACUCCCUGGCCCUGGACCUUACAGGUCCCUGCACCCUGCUCUUUGCAAGCUUCCUCUGGAAGGCAGCUCUGCUCAUCCCAGCUGGGGGCAGGCGGCAGGCAGAUUUCCAGAGGCUGAGAGGCCGAGGUGGGCACUGGGGAGCUGGCAUACUAGUCAAGGUGGGAGGGGCAGCUCCAGGCUCCCACCGCCCCUCCUGCAGACGUCGGGCAGGAAAGGCGGCCCCUACCCCUUACAGGCAGAGAUGCUGAGGCACAGGGGGCCUGGGGCCCGUCAAGGUCAGGCUGGAGCCAGAAUGAGAAAGCAGGUACCUCCUCCGUGUCUAGGGCAGGGCCACCCAGCCACAGGAGGGCCAGUGUCCUCAGGGAGAAAUGGGCAAUGGCUGGGAGCAGGGACGGGAAGGCGGGGUGUGGGGGCAAAGCAGCACCUCAGAUCACAGGCCCCUCUCUGCCAGUUCACACAGACCCACUCACCAGCUCCACCUGCCCAGGACCACGCCCUGACUCAGCCUCUGGCCUCACCCCACUGUCCCCACCACAGUGCCAGCCUGCUGGAUCCCUCACUGCCCAGACUUCUCAGCGCCCCCUCCAGCUUGACCUUUGGUGCCCUCAGGCUCGUCCUCCUGGUGACUCUGGACUGAGUGCCACUGCCCUGACCUCACCUUUACCCAGGGCACCCAUCUCUACUCUGGGCCUUCACGCUCCUGAGGUCUCCUCUAGGAAGCCUGGGACCCCCCUCCUAGCCACCUUCACCUGCCCCCCUUAUACAUGGCCUUU
Tupaia belangeri chinensis (Chinese tree shrew) is the source of this 1337-nucleotide messenger RNA. RefSeq names its product uroplakin 3B (gene UPK3B). Gene Ontology annotation, cellular component: membrane. NCBI's taxonomy places the organism in Eukaryota, Metazoa, Chordata, Mammalia, Scandentia, Tupaiidae. The transcript is spliced from 4 exons. The coding region runs from base 125 to 1201 and encodes 358 amino acids. The record is from RefSeq and is a predicted model, not a curated record.